Bombyx mandarina (wild silkworm) is the source of this 1190-nucleotide messenger RNA. It is a transcript of the gene PTSP, whose product is annotated as prothoracicostatic peptide. Gene Ontology annotation, cellular component: cornified envelope. Lineage: Eukaryota; Metazoa; Arthropoda; Insecta; Lepidoptera; Bombycidae. The record is from RefSeq and is a predicted model, not a curated record.
CAACCGGCAUCUGGGGCUACGUCUUUUCCUGAAAAAGUUUACGACGAUCAACGAUGCGUUGGUGUUUAUUCGCGCUGUGGGUGUUCGGCGUGGCCACUGUGGUCACGGCUGCCGAGGAGCCUCAUCAUGACGCUGCGCCACAGACCGACAACGAAGUGGACUUAACAGAAGAUGACAAGAGAGCCUGGAGCAGCCUGCACAGUGGAUGGGCUAAACGCGCCUGGCAAGACAUGAGUUCGGCAUGGGGCAAGCGCGCAUGGCAGGACCUCAACUCAGCAUGGGGCAAGCGCGGAUGGCAGGACUUGAACUCAGCUUGGGGCAAACGCGCAUGGCAGGAUCUUAACUCGGCAUGGGGUAAAAGAGGCUGGCAAGAUCUGAACUCUGCAUGGGGCAAGCGCGAUGAUGAUGAGGCUAUGGAGAAAAAGAGUUGGCAAGAUUUGAACUCCGUUUGGGGGAAACGUGCCUGGCAAGAUCUGAACUCGGCCUGGGGCAAGCGCGCUUGGCAGGAUCUGAAUUCCGCCUGGGGAAAGCGAGGAUGGAACGAUAUUAGCUCUGUUUGGGGCAAACGUGCCUGGCAAGACUUGAACUCUGCUUGGGGCAAACGCGCUUGGCAGGAUAUGAGCUCUGCUUGGGGAAAACGGGCACCUGAGAAGUGGGCAGCAUUUCACGGUUCUUGGGGCAAGAGGUCCAGCAUCGAACCGGACUACGAAGAAAUUGAUGCCGUAGAACAGCUCGUUCCUUACCAGCAGGUUCCUAACGAAGAGCACAUCGAGGCUCCUGAGAAAAAGGCCUGGUCAGCCCUUCACGGAACCUGGGGCAAGAGACCGGUCAAACCUAUGUUCAACAAUGGCGCUUAUUAUUUGAAGAGGGAACCUAGCUGGACAAAUCUGAGGGGUGCUUGGGGGAAACGAUCGUCGAAGCCCGAGGACGCGCUGGAGGACGAACACAGCGCUACCACGAACGAGGCCUAAAAACGACGAAAACAUAAAAAUCUAAAUAAGAAUAAUUAAAAUAUUUAUAACCAUAUCUAUAUUAUGAUAACGCGUGUCUGUUAGUUUGUAUUCCACGGUAGUUCGCAUCGAAGGAUCUAUUGUUAAAUUGAAAAAACACUGUAUUUUUUUUCUUGAAAAUGGACUAUUUUUCUGAAAUUAUCAUUCGAUAAAUCACGAUCUGUUUUAUCUACCAAGUAC